AUGAGCGCACUCAAGAUCCUCGUCACCGGGCCUGCUCCGUCCCUCGCGGCCUACGUCCACAAGCUCGCCGCCCUCCAGUCCAAGCACUCGUUCGACCUCGUCCUCGCCCUCGACCUCUUCUCCAACAACGACGCCGACCAGGCCGACCUCGACAAGCUCCUCAACGGCGACAUCAAGGUCCCCGUCCAGGUCUACGCCGCCCAGGGCAAAGGCGUCCUCCCCAAGCGCGUCCAGGACCGUGUCGACCGCGGCGAGGAGCUCACCACAAACCUCAGCGUCCUGCCCAAAGCCGGCCUCCUCACCCUCGCGUCGGGCCUCCGCAUCGCGACCGUCGCCGGCACCUCGCCCUCGAACCCGGACGAGCCGACCGCCUUCACCAAAGCCGACAUCUCGAACCUCAUCUCGUCCCUCACCCCGACGUCGCCCAACCCGUCCUUGCCCCCUCCCCCGGCCAAGCCCGUCGACAUCCUCCUCACCCACCUGUGCCCCUCGUCCCUCCCGCUCCUCUCGUCCAAGCCCCUCGUCCCGACCCAACCCGUCACCACCGACGACGCCCCGACCGACGACGCCGCGCCGCUCCCGCGCAAGCCCGAGGACUCGUUCGCCGCCGAGCUCGACGACGUGGCGCGCGCCGCGCGCGCCAAGUACCACUUUGUCGCCGCGCCGGGCGCCUUCUGGGAGCGCGAGCCGUUCGAGUGGCCGAGGGUCGAGGGUGCGGGCGCGGCGGGCGAGAGGAGCUUCUGCAGGGCGUUGAGCCUCGGCGCCAUGGGCAACAAGACCAAGGACCGGUGGUUCUACGCCUUCUCGAUCACGCCCUCGUCGUCCCCCUCGGCGCCCGCCACCUCGACGCCCUCGCCGUUCCACCCUCGCGCCGCCGCCUCGACGGCCAAGGUCGCCGCGACCGUCAACGGCUCGGACGGGCCUCGAGGGCUCAAGCGCCCGGCCAUGGACGUUUCGGCCGACGACGUCAACGAGAUGGGCGUGCCCAACUACAUUUUCGCCGGCGUCGGCGGUGCGGGAGGAGCGGGGCAGGGCAGGGAGAAGAAAGGCAAGGGAGGACCGCCACCCGACCACUACACGUGCAACAUCUGCGGCAACAAGGGUCACUGGAUCCAGGAGUGCCCCGAACGCGAGGCGCGCGACGCAGAGCGGGCGGCGCAGCGCGGGCAGGGGACGAGCCGGGGCCCGCAGAAGCCCAUCAGCCCCGACGAGUGCUGGUUCUGCCUGUCCAACCCCAAGGUGACCAAGCACCUCAUCGCGAGCAUCGGCUCCGAGACGUACGUCACGUUGCCCAAGGGCCAGCUGUGCUCGACCGACUCGAGCCCCGUGCCCGGCGGCGGCCACGUCCUCAUCAUCCCCAUCGCCCACUACCCGACCCUGCGCUCGAUCCCGGCCGACCUCGCCGCGCCCGUCCACGAGGAGGUCGAGCUGUACAAGGAGGCGCUUCGCAAGUGCUACAAGACGUUUGGCGCCGACAUGGUCGCGUUCGAGGUGGCGAGGAGCUCGGGCAAGGGCGGCCACGCGCACGUCCAGGUCUGCCCGAUCCCGUCGUCGCUCGCGCCCGAAGCCGAGUCGACCUUCCUCGCCCAGGGCGCCAAGUUUGCGUACGACUUUGUCGAGGUCGCCGACCCGUCCACGUUCCACGGGCGCGCCCACGAGGACGGCAAAGGGUCCGAGUACUUCAAGGUCGACCUCCCCGGCGGCAAGAGCCUCGUGCACUGGAUCGACCCGGCAAAGGGAGGCUUCUCGCUCCAGUUUGGCCGCGAGACGCUCGCGCUCCUCCUUCACGCGCCCGACCGCGCCGACUGGAAGCAGUGCGCCAAGCCCGACGCCGACGAGAAGAAGGACGCGCAGCAGUUCAAGGCCGCGUUCAAGAGCUUUGACCCGAGCACGUAGCGUCGCGAGCGAGCGACCGAGCGAGCGGCCGAGGUGGAAUUGACGAGGCGAGUCCUGGAG
This is a messenger RNA of Rhodotorula graminis WP1, 1956 nucleotides long. RefSeq lists its product as uncharacterized. Gene Ontology annotation, cellular component: post-mRNA release spliceosomal complex. The transcript has 8 exons. The record is from RefSeq and is a predicted model, not a curated record. Gene Ontology annotation, biological process: mRNA splicing, via spliceosome. The coding region runs from base 1 to 1896 and encodes 631 amino acids. Lineage: Eukaryota; Fungi; Basidiomycota; Microbotryomycetes; Sporidiobolales; Sporidiobolaceae. Gene Ontology annotation, molecular function: nucleic acid binding; RNA lariat debranching enzyme activator activity; zinc ion binding.